UUGAACGCUGCCAAUGUUCCUGUCAGGACAAUGGAGGAAGUCAGCAACUCCGAUCACUUUUUUUUUUAUUUUUAAUUUUUUUAAAAAACUACUUUAGAUGUGUCAUGGCUGCAGUAUAGGAUAUUGACCUUAAGUUUAGGCUUUGGGUGUUGGGAGAGGAUUAUUCAUUUUUUAUUAACAAUAAUAUGAUAACCAAUCAUAGUGCAGUGUCCUGACAGGAAGAUUUGGUGGUACCUUAGUAAGGACAGCCGCUGCUGUAACUCUCCUGUCCCCUGGAAGCGGAAACAGCUGGGGUAGUUUGGGUAACUUCAAGCAGUCUGGAAGUCGUAGUUGAGUCGGUUUAACUAAGUAAUUUUUAAUAUUUAAUGUGCAUGUCGGUAGUAGCGUGGAAGGGAAUGAGGAAUGAGGAUACAGUCAAGUUACUAAAGAUACAAAGGGAAAAGAAACAAGAGUGAGAUGAGAGUCGAAAAAGAGAGAGAGAUUCACUCCUAAUACUACCGGAGAACCAAACCGUACAGGAUCCCAGCAAAGUAAAGUGGACAGAGAGUGGAAUGAAGCCCUUGGAGAAGAGUGGCCCAUACAUCGUGACCAAACCUCCCCCCAUUCACCUCAAACUGCAGAAGCACAGAGCGCAGGCUAGGAAGUCGCUAAAGAAAAAAGGAAUGCUGGGAGGACCAAUCGUCCAGCAGCCGAAGCUGGGAGCAAAGAGGAGUGUGAAGUUCAAUAAGGGGUACUCUGCUUUGAGUCAGAAUGCUGAGGACCCACUUGUGUCCCUGGAUUCAGACAGUGAAGUUGAGCUGGAGCCUCAACACUCCUCCGGAUACUCCUCUGCAGAGGUAAACCAGGACUUGAACCGGCAGCUUCUGCAGGACGGCUACCACCUGGAUGAGAUUCCUGAUGAUGAGGACUUGGACCUGAUUCCACCCAAAGCCGUGGGGUCCCCCUCAUGUGUGUGCUGCUGUGAUGAGAGCCUCUCCUGCUCUAUUCAAUAAUACUGACUAGAGGCAGGGGGCAUAUUGGACACUUUGCACUGUGGUAGAGUCUUUGAAGAGUUUAAAACAAACUAAAUGCCCAUCCAACACCUUUUUCAAAUAUACAGUGCUCCCCAUUCUAAUGUAGCACUUCAUAGCAUGGAAUCGGUUGUAAGGCGGCAUGGUCCUGCUCCCAUUUGCCCCAUAAUGCCAGUACAGGAGCACUUUCUACCUGUUACAAUGUGGAACACAAACGGCACGUUCUUGUAACAAUGACUCCCCACUACAGCGUUCUAAAGGCAGAACGUGCAAUCAGCCUUGCUUUGAUACCCAUGGCAUUAAACCAAACAGAAAGCAGAGUUAAACCACAGUAAACUGUCAGAUCCUUCUGGAGUAUU
Messenger RNA from Polyodon spathula (Mississippi paddlefish), 1369 nucleotides. RefSeq names its product protein FAM219B-like. Lineage: Eukaryota; Metazoa; Chordata; Actinopteri; Acipenseriformes; Polyodontidae. The record is from RefSeq and is a predicted model, not a curated record. The transcript is spliced from 6 exons. The coding region runs from base 552 to 992 and encodes 146 amino acids.